CUAUUUUAUCUGAUCAACAAUGCUAUUAAGGCUCGUUUACAAGGUUGAUUUCCAACUCUUACCUAUUUUCUGCGCCUUUUAUUUCUUGAGUUCUUUAGAGAGAUCAAGUCUGGAUUUUUCGGUCAUCAGCGGCCUUACAGCAGACUUAAACAUCACAACCACAGAGUCACAAUGCUUUGCAGCAGCAUUUUACUUUUGUGUGAUUAUUUUUGAUGUACCCUCCAAUAUCAUUAUAAGAUGCUGGAAGCCAUCUUUUUGGUUGGGGAUUAUAAUGGGGGUUAUUCUCAGCGUCUGGGGUAUUAUGUCCAUAUCGAUGGCGGCCUGUACUCAUUUCCACGGCCUUGUGAUAGCCAGACUGAUUAUCAGCAUUUGUGAAGCAGGGUUUUUUCCCAGUGCUGUGUACUAUUUGUCAUUUUGGUAUACGAGAAGAGAAUUCGGAAAACGAUUAGGGUGUUUAUGGUCAUUCCGAUGCUUAGCAGGUGCUUCAGGAGGAUUGUUUGCUUAUGGUGUGAGCUGUAUAACAAUUACAAAACAUAUGCAUGUAUGGCAAUGGACGUUUAUUAUACAGGGAAGCCCCUGCGUUAUAAUUGCAUUAAUCAUAUCGUGGUACCUACCUAAUGAUGUAAAAACUGCAAAAUUUUUGGUCGUACAAGAGCAGAACAUAAUUAUGCAAAAGCUAAAAGAUGAUGUGGGUAUAUUGAAUUAUAAGGACUGGUCAUGGGAUCAGUUUGGAACGGUUCUGUUGGACUCAAAAACAUAUGCGUUCACCCUAAUAUAUUUAUUAGGUGCAGCUUCUGUACAAGGAGUUACCUUAUUUUUGCCUACUGCUAUAUCCAGAUUUCAUUUUGCAAAAUCAUCAGUCCUACAUACUCAGCUUCUGAUGAUGCCUCCUUAUAUCUUGGCCAUAUUUAUAUCAAUGUCCGUAUCAUAUAGCUCUGAUCGUUAUUAUGAACGAUCAUAUCAUCUCAUAGGCACCAAUGUUGUAUCUAUGGCUGCACUUAUAGUUCUGCUGCUACCUAUCCCUUGUAUAUAUACUGGCUACAUAACCACAUGUAUUCUCACAGCAACUGUUUAUGCGCAUGUUCCCAUCAAAGUUACUUGGAUAACAAAUAACUUAGUUUUUAGCACGGGGUUUACUAGAAGAACGGUUGCUUUAGGUGUGAUAAUUUCUCUGGGAUCUGUGGGUAGUGCGAUAGGUAGCCAAGUUUUUUAUGAUCCACCAAACUACAUGAAAGGAAAAGCACUGAUUCUUGUUUUUUUGGUUCUUCAAAGUCUAAUGAUUUUGUUGACAAGAUAUUGCUUUGAUCGGGAAAACAUGCGACGAAAGAAACUGGGAAUGGACGAUAAAGCAUUUCAAGCAUACAAGUACAACGGAGAAGAUUUAGCAGGAGAUAGACAUCCUGAUUUUAGAUACACCAUUUAA
Mucor mucedo is the source of this 1423-nucleotide messenger RNA. RefSeq names its product major facilitator superfamily domain-containing protein. The transcript has 8 exons. NCBI's taxonomy places the organism in Eukaryota, Fungi, Mucoromycota, Mucoromycetes, Mucorales, Mucoraceae. The record is from RefSeq and is a predicted model, not a curated record. Gene Ontology annotation, molecular function: transmembrane transporter activity. Gene Ontology annotation, cellular component: membrane. Bases 20 to 1423 code for a protein of 467 amino acids. Gene Ontology annotation, biological process: transmembrane transport.